Oreochromis aureus is the source of this 1622-nucleotide messenger RNA. Its product is annotated as serine/threonine-protein kinase pim-2-like. Gene Ontology annotation, molecular function: protein serine/threonine kinase activity; ATP binding. Bases 399 to 977 code for a protein of 192 amino acids. The transcript has 4 exons. Gene Ontology annotation, cellular component: cytoplasm. The record is from RefSeq and is a predicted model, not a curated record. Gene Ontology annotation, biological process: protein autophosphorylation; negative regulation of apoptotic process; regulation of mitotic cell cycle. Lineage: Eukaryota; Metazoa; Chordata; Actinopteri; Cichliformes; Cichlidae.
UGCUGCUGUAACAUGUAAAUUUUCACAGUGUGUGAUUAAUAAAUUCUUUGUUAUCAGGUAGAGAACAUACAUUUUUCAAGGUAACAGUUAUCACUACAAAGAGCCUGAAGACAUCACAACGGUCAGUCAGGCAACCUAAAAAGAGAUGGACAGAAACUAACCUGAAACUUUUAAAUUUAAUCAUCAUGAUCAAAAGGCAUUGCACAAAAGCCUCACCCUGCUCCAAUUCCCUGAAAAUGAUCAAGGCAAGUGUGAACAGAAACCUGCAAUCACUCAUGUUAAUGAGCCACCUGACUUAUCAGGUAGGCUGAGCAGUCACUAGCAAUGCAGACAAUGGCUACAGGUCACUAUAAAUUCAGGGUCAUCUGUUGUCUGCCUUUAUUUCAACAAACAGCACAAUGGCACCACAGAACACAUCAUCGGUCAAGCUCUGCAAGGCAACCAAAAGGAAGGCCAGUUCUGACCAGGCCCUCAGCAAAAAGACAAGGCUGGCAGCGUCUGUGACAAGCAGGGGAGUUGGCAAUGGGCCUUUGGACCUCAAGGAGAAUGAUCCAACUUCAUCAUCAGUGAACACUGGCAGAGCUGAAUUUGAAGCCAGAUACAUCCAGGAGCAUCAACUUGGUGAAGGAGGAUUUGGAUGCGUGUUUGCUGGCUAUCGUAAAGCAGACAAUUUACCGGUGGCCAUAAAACACAUUCCAAAAACCAAGAUUUUCUGGGAAAACAAGGCUGAGGAUGGGAAGAGUCUUUCAGUGGAGGUGGCUGUUAUGUUGGAACUCCAAGAUGGAAAAACUGGACAGCUGCUGAACUCGACAUCCGUGUCCUUGCUGGAUUGGUACAAUCUCCAGGAGGAACAAAUUCUGGUGCUUGAGCGACCAAUCCAUGCACAGGACCUCUUUCAGUUCAUUGAGGUCAAUGGAGGUUGUGUAAAGGAGGGCAUGGCCAAGGUAAGAUUGGGGGUCUUUAUAAGAGGGUAUUAAACCUUUCCAAUGCAGAUACUAAAUUGCCUGUAACCUUUUACUGUUUCUACCUUUGAAGGCCUCAGACAAAAAUGUACCUAUAAUUCAGCUAUGCUGAAGAGGUGACUUAAUGUAUUCACCUCCUGAGCACCUAAACAAAGUGUGGAAUUGGCAACAUGUCCUGCAGUUGAACUAGCAAUGCAUAGAACCCCCCCCCCCCCCAUCCUCACACAGCAUGUUUAUUUGCCUCUUUCAGGUCAUACUGAAACAGCUGGUCGCUGGAGCAUUGGAGUUUGAGGACAAGAACAUCUUUCACCGUGAUAUUAAGGUGGAAAAUGUUCUAAUAGAGACCAGCUCAGAUGUUCCACGUGUUUGGCUGAUUGACUUCGGCCUUAGCUGUUUUGUGCAGGAAGACUCCUUCAAGGUGUUCCAUGGUACGUUAUCCUGCUUCAGCCUACCUAUUUGUUUACCCAUUUGCUUUAAUCCUUUUAAGGAGGUCUCAUUCCUGUAUUUUGCAGGCACAGUUGCUCAUGCUCCUCCUGAGUGGUACAGCUGUUGCAGCUACAGUGCUGGUCCUACAACAGUGUGGCAGCUGGGAGUACUACUUUAUGAAAGCGUCCACAGAAAACAGUUUGAAACCCAAAAGUUUAUCAGGCACAAACUAAA